AUGGUUGGUGCAUCACUUCUCCAGUCUGACGAUGAUUCAGAUGUCCCAGAUCUGGAUCUUCGUGGAGCAGUAUCUAGUUCUUCCAGACGAAGGAACUUUUUCAAUAAAUCAUCCGCCGAUUAUGAAGAAAUCCGUCAUCGACAGAAAACCUACAAAACCAUUUUUCUCAUUAGCUUCUUUUUUGUUUUCAUCGUUGCUCUCUACUUUCUAUACACUGCCAUGUGCCGUGUGAAGAUCCUUUCUGAGGAAAUUCAAGAUCUGCGGCAGAAAAUGGGUCAUGUGGAGGCGUUUCAAUUGGAAUUGAAAACAAUUCGAAUGCAAUUUGAAGUAAUUCAAGAGAAUGAAAUGGAAAGGAACGAAACGAAUCGGACUAUGAAAACUGGAAGUACAACUGGAAUGAUUUAUGAUAAGCUGGCAAAUAUCUCAAGUCGAUUUGAUCUUUUAUGGGAUGGACAUCAGAAGAAUAAAUGUCUGGCUGUGUGCCAACAACACGAAGGCGGAGCUGCUUUGCCACGUGGCAGAGAGCAACCAAGAAGACGUCAGGCAGCUGGGAAAACCAAACCGGCGGGCGGUGCGGAUGAAAUUGUUUUCCGGAGAAAUGACUGA
Molecule: messenger RNA, 606 nt
Organism: Caenorhabditis briggsae
Lineage: Eukaryota; Metazoa; Nematoda; Chromadorea; Rhabditida; Rhabditidae
Exons: 4
Coding region: 1-606 (201 amino acids)
Source: RefSeq, a predicted model, not a curated record